Messenger RNA from Bipolaris zeicola 26-R-13, 738 nucleotides. RefSeq lists its product as uncharacterized. The coding region runs from base 1 to 738 and encodes 245 amino acids. NCBI's taxonomy places the organism in Eukaryota, Fungi, Ascomycota, Dothideomycetes, Pleosporales, Pleosporaceae. The transcript has 3 exons. Gene Ontology annotation, cellular component: membrane. The record is from RefSeq and is a predicted model, not a curated record. Gene Ontology annotation, biological process: vesicle-mediated transport.
AUGGCGUCUUCAUCAUCGUCCUCGCCGCUGCUAUACGCCUGCAUCGCCCACAACACCACCGUCCUCGCCGAACACACAGCCUCCGCCUCCUCCAACGCAUCGUCGCUCGUCUCGCUCGUCCUCCCGCGCAUCGCGCACGACAAAUCCGCCCACAAGACAAUCGACCAGUCCAAAUUCUUCAUCCACUGCCUCGUCAAGUCGCCCUCUGAUUUCCCCGCCUCCCACGCCACCGCCGGCGGCCUAACCUUCCUCGUCAUCGCGGAGCGCGAGCUCGGCCAGCGCAUCCCGUUCGGCUUCCUCGCCACGCUCGAGAAGCGCUUCUUUGCAGAGUUCGAGCCCGAGAGUACAAACUUUCAUGACUUGCCGCCGUAUGGCUGCGCAAGUUUUAAUGGCGCGCUCAAGAGGUUGAUGCUCGAGCAGGGGAGUACGCAGGCCGGGCAGCAGGAUGCGCUUAGGACGGCGCAGCGCGAGAUUGAGGGUGUGAGGGAGAUUAUGACUGAGAACAUUGAGCGCGUACUUGAGAGGGGUGAGCAUAUGAGUGUGCUGGUGGACAAGACGGGGAGACUUGGUGAGAAUGCGAGGGACUUUAGGGUCAGGAGUCGCACAUUGAAGAGGAGGAUGUGGUGGAAGAACGUCAAGCUCAUGGUGCUUUUGAUCCUUGUCGUCAUCUUUUUGCUCUAUUUGUUUGUUGGCUUUGGAUGCGGAUUGCCUGGAUGGAGCCGAUGCCUCGGUCACUAA